CUCUCUCUCUCUCACACACACACACACUCUUUCUCCCUCUCAUUUCCUCUCUCAGUCCAUCCCCUUCCUCUCCUGUUCCUACUAGGUUUUUAUCCCCCUCUGCCACGGCGACGUGUCCGCUGUCUGCAACCCUUUUCCCGGGUGGGGGCUGAGGAUACAGCAAUGUCCCUCCUUCCCGUGCUGCUGCUGUUGGUGCUGCUGUUCGGCAGCGGGGACCAUCGCACCGCGCUCCCGGAGCCCUCCCUGAGGGAGCCCUACAACCUCCUGUUCUCCAGCGGCCUCCAGCAUUACCACCAGGGGGAUUGGGAACAGGCGGCCGGGCUGCUGCAGCGCUCGCUGCUCAGUCGCUCGGCCCUGCGCCGCCUGCUAGCCCACUGCCGCCGCCUGUGUCGGGAGCGGGGAUCCGAGGUGGGAGAAGGUUUCUUUGCCCGGGUCCUGGGCACAGCCACCUGCCUGGACAGCUGCCUGCGCUUCCCGAGCACCCGGCCGCGGGUCAGCGGGCAGGUCCGCGACGCCUUCCGUAGCCGAGCAGCCUACAACUAUCUGCAGCUCUCCUACUACAAGCUCGGGGAGUUGCCGAAGGCUGCUGCAGCUGCUCAGACAUUUUUUGAAGCGAAUCCAGAUCACAAGGAGAUGAGGGAGAACAUCGCGACGUACCGCAAGAUGGAGGGUGUAAAACCGGAGCAUUUCCAAGAUCUCGAGGCACAGCCUCACUGGGUGGCCUAUGACGAGGGCCUGAGAUUAUACGAGGAGGAGAGGUUUGAGGAUGCCAUCCCUCAGCUGGAGGAGGUGCCCAGGGAGUUCCUCUCUGCCCUCGAGGAGUGCCAGGCUGAGUGCGAGGGGCCUUAUGAUCCAGAGGAGUACAGCUACCUCACGUAUCAGAGCCACCUCUAUGAGGCUAUCAGCGAUCACAAUCUGCAGGUGCUGACCUGUGCCCAGGAGUGCGUGGGGGAGCUGAGCAAUAAACCAGGUCAUAGCGAGUCCCGCACGAACUUCCUGCCCUCCGUUUUCUACCUCCUGCAGGAGGCCUAUCACAAGGUCGGCAAUUAUCAGAAGGCAGUGGAGUGUAUCCAAACGUUCCUGCUGUUCCAGCCCACAGACCGCUCGGCCCUUCAUAACCGAGCCUUCUACCAGUCCAGGCUGCCAGCCAAUCAGGGCACAGACAUCCCACCUCGAGAGGAGAUUAAAAGUUACAUUGAGGAGUCCCUCUUGCAGAAGGAGAUGUUGUACCUCGCGAUGGAGUCUCUGGGGCAUCACUUCAUCGAUCCGGAUUCCUGGACGCCUCAUGAACUCAUCCCACAGUCAAUUCAGAGCAACACCAGGAAAGAGAACAAGAGCGUCCAUCACCCGCCCAAGGCCACAGAGAGGGGCCCGGACAGACAACGGAAAUCCAAGAUGGGGCAGGAAGACACCCUGGACAAGCUAAGAGCCUCCGCCCUGUCUCUGGCCAACCUGAAGCUGGUGAUGGAUGGAGUCCGCCUCCGAGGCACGGACCGGUUGGUCUUUGAUGGCGCCCUCGCCCGCCAGGAGUGUGCCACCCUGCGGAACGUUGCCCACACUGUGGCGGCACUGGAAGAGGAGAGCCCCAGAGAUUCCUCGGCUGGUCCCCGGAGCGCCAACCUUGAGGAGCUUAGCAUCCAGCAAGCUCUGACGCUCGCCCACGACUCCCUCCUUGACCCCCCUGCCGCCCGCUUGUAUUACGAUGCCAGCGCACGAGUGCGACGUAUCACGCAGCAACUCUUUGACACACUUCCUCUUCAACCGUCCAUCUCCAACUUAUCCUGUCGGGGUCCAGUGACAGGAGAUCAGGCGGCCGGUGAGGAUGCGGUGUCGAGGGACCCAUGCCACUGGGAGCCGGAAGGGUUACGGUGUUGGAGGGAGUCGCUCCCAGCAUUGACCGGUGACUACAGGGCCUUUCUCUAUCUCAAUGAUGAAUUUGAAGGAGGGGAAUUUUACUUUGCAGAUCGUGGAGGCAAGAGAGUUUCAGAGGAGAUCUCCCCAAAGUGUGGCCGACUGGUCGUGUUCCUGUCUGGACAAGAGAAUGCGCACUCUGUCCGCCCGGUGACAGAAGGGCAGCGCUGUGCCCUCACCUUCAGUUUCACUGAGAAAACCCAACAUGAACAGGAGGUGAAUCCCAGUGUGGACAGUUUACUGGAGUUGCUGUACCCGGCAUCCUCCACCCUUGGUGAGCCUGAACAGGCACCGGGCCCUGCACUCCAUGACCGGGAGUCCCCUGAGCAGCGGGAGAGAGCCCACACGCAGACGCGACAAGCCCGGGACGGGAGGCAGCGGCAGUACAAGAGACCCCGGCCCACGGCAGGGGCAGAGAGUCCUGCUCUCAGGGACGAGCUCUGAGUCUGGAUUGGAGGGUGCGUGUGUGUGGCGUGU
Messenger RNA from Rhincodon typus (whale shark), 2388 nucleotides. Its product is annotated as prolyl 3-hydroxylase 1-like. Gene Ontology annotation, molecular function: iron ion binding; L-ascorbic acid binding; protein binding. NCBI's taxonomy places the organism in Eukaryota, Metazoa, Chordata, Chondrichthyes, Orectolobiformes, Rhincodontidae. Gene Ontology annotation, cellular component: endoplasmic reticulum. Gene Ontology annotation, biological process: collagen metabolic process. The transcript has 15 exons. The coding region runs from base 163 to 2355 and encodes 730 amino acids. The record is from RefSeq and is a predicted model, not a curated record.